This is a messenger RNA of Aspergillus steynii IBT 23096, 1532 nucleotides long. Its product is annotated as ethanolamine-phosphate cytidylyltransferase. The record is from RefSeq and is a predicted model, not a curated record. The transcript has 4 exons. Bases 121 to 1458 code for a protein of 445 amino acids. Gene Ontology annotation, molecular function: ethanolamine-phosphate cytidylyltransferase activity. Gene Ontology annotation, biological process: phosphatidylethanolamine biosynthetic process. Lineage: Eukaryota; Fungi; Ascomycota; Eurotiomycetes; Eurotiales; Aspergillaceae. Gene Ontology annotation, cellular component: cytoplasm.
GGCAAAUACAAACAAAACACUUCAACUGUUAGCAAUCAAGUAUCAUAUUUAACGGCCACACUCUCGAACAUCAGAUCACGAACGUGUUCAUUUCUCUACAUUCCUAAGGUCCAUCUCGUGAUGGGCACUACUACUUCGCCGGAGGAAGUAGUCCCAGCGGCAGGCCAAUGGCCAGUGGAUCCCCAGGAAGAUGCACCGAUAUCAGAGCACCGCCUCUGGGUAGAUGGAUGUUUUGAUUUCAGCCAUCACGGACACGCCGGGGCUAUGCUUCAAGCCCGCAAAUUGGGCAAUGAACUCUAUGUUGGUGUUCAUUCCGAUGAAGCUAUUCUGGAGAACAAGGGUCCCACGGUGAUGACAUUGCAUGAACGUGUAGCUGCGGUGGAAGCAUGUCGCUGGGUAACUUGCUGUGUACCGCAUGCUCCUUACGUCACAUACCUCCCAUGGGUUUCCCAUUAUGGGUGCCAGUAUGUGGUUCACGGGGACGACAUCACGUCUGACAGCAACGGGGAUGAUUGCUAUCGAUUCGUAAAGGCUGCAGGGCGUUUUCGAGUCGUUAAAAGGACUCCCGGCAUUUCGACCACGGACCUUGUUGGCCGUAUGCUUCUGUGUACAAAAGGACAUUUCGUGAAGAGCGUACAGAGGACUCUUACGGGUGAGGAGGGAUCGGGAAGUGAGGAAGAGCGCAGGCUGUCAUCUGCUACACUCAAACAGCAGAUCUGCGAUUAUGCCACGGACGAGAGUGGUUUACAGCCUGGCCCCCAUGUUUGGCUAUGGGCUGGCCCGAGCUCGGCAAAAUUCGACAACACCGUCGAGGAAUCAGGGUGCUUUGAAACUCUAGUUGGGGGGAAACCACCUAAGCCAGGACAGCGAGUCGUCUAUGUGGAUGGAGGGUUUGACCUCUUCUCAUCUGGCCACAUUGAAUUUCUCAGACAGGUGUUGGCGUAUGAGGAAGCUGUAGGCCGUGAACGUGGCUGGUUUGAUCCUGAGCAGAGAAAGAAGAGGCUCGACGAAUGUGGAGAAGACUACGGGCCAGCCUAUGUUGUUGCCGGUAUUCAUGAUGACGAUGUGAUUAAUCAUUGGAAAGGGCUUAAUUACCCUAUCAUGAACAUAUUCGAGCGUGGACUUUGUGUUCUCCAGUGUCGCUACGUCCACGGUGUCAUAUUUUCUGCCCCAUUUUCUCCAAGCGAGCCUUACUUAAAGGCCAUGCCGCUAGGCGUUCCAGAUAUUGUUUACCACGGGCCAACGACUUUUAUACCCCUCACUUAUGACCCUUAUUCUGCCCCUAAAAAAAUGGGGAUAUUCAAGGAAACCAACAGCCACCUCUUCCAGCAUGUUAAUGCCGGUGAGAUAGUUGAGAGGAUAUUGAAGAGUCGUGAAGCCUAUGAAGAACGGCAGCGUGCCAAAUUGCAGAAGGGAAUCAUUGAAGAGUUGGAGAAAUCGAAGGAAGCCACAACUUAGUCUGAUAACACACAAAAGUCAUGAAUUGACUUGUAGAUACUGUUGUGACCUGCUCGUUCAUCGGUAAGACAUUG